Messenger RNA from Pleuronectes platessa (European plaice), 2697 nucleotides. Its product is annotated as complement C1q-like protein 2. The transcript is spliced from 5 exons. NCBI's taxonomy places the organism in Eukaryota, Metazoa, Chordata, Actinopteri, Pleuronectiformes, Pleuronectidae. The record is from RefSeq and is a predicted model, not a curated record. The coding region runs from base 1315 to 2187 and encodes 290 amino acids. Gene Ontology annotation, molecular function: protein binding.
AUAUACUAUAUAUGUAUAUAGCGGGUCCUCUCUAUAGAGGACACCAUGUUUUUUACAGUAGCCCAGACUGGACAAACUAGAGGGUGAGGUGAGGGGUGUUCAACUGCAACCUUCCACUUCACCACUAGAUGUCACUAAAUUCUACACUGAACCUUUUAAGAGUUUACGAUAUUUUGAAAUAGACCAAAGCUGUGAUUAUUAAAGAGAUUUGAGCUUUAAUCCAAGCUAUAAGACUUUUCUUUGCUGAAGCAGAUUAAUGCUGGUUUUAAUAUCAUAUUCAUGACCAAAUAUAUAAAAAGAAAACAUUUAGAUUUUUGCGUAGAACAUGGCUCAUAACGCCAACCAAUUUCUUUAAACCCUCUUGGACAUUGCAGCUUCAAUGCUUUCGUAGAGUCCACCAUUUGGGACGUUUCUACAGCAUGACAUUUAUGUGUAUUUUAUAAAGUUAACAUGUGAUUAAAUGGGGCUCCAAGGUUCUUUGUCGCAAAAAGUAAAAUGCUGUUUUAGGUGUUGGUACCGACAAUACAUGUAAAUUGAAUCAAAUCAUCGGUGGUCUCCGUCUUCAUUGGCUUCAUAUAUGAUUUUUUUUUUUUAGGUUUUAACAGUGGUUAGGUUUGAGGUAACAAGCCAAUAGGAGUCCCCCUGUUUCUUCUCUGGUUCAUUUAAACAUUGUAAUAGAUUACUUUUUGCAAACGUUGUGUGAGAUAUCGGGAGAUCAGCCCUGUGUCUUGACGUGUUCACGACAGGGUUUGGGUAACCGGUGGGGGGGCAGUGGCUGAGGGGUAGAUUGGUCGUCCUUUGUCCAGAACGUUGGUGGUUCAAUCCACAGUCUUCCGCAUCUGCAUGCUGAAGUGUCCUUGGGCAGCAGCAGUGUCCUUGGGCAGCAGCAGUUACGAGUAAAUUAUACUGCAGCAGUUCCAUGUACUCGUAACCUCCACUAGAUUUGUUUCUAGCAUUGCUUUGUUUCCUUUCAAAAACCAGACUUUAUCCCACUGAUCAAUUUAUUGAGGAAGCGGAAAAAGAAAAUGUUUCUUUAUUACACACAGACCAUUGUUUUCUCCUAGGGUUGGUUUAUCUCAGCCAUCAACGACCCCUAGAUUUGGAUAUGACCUUAUGACGUUAAUGUUUAAUCUGGUGGAGAGGGAAAUUCAGUCUGUCAAUAUCGACAGUCUUAACAGCAUAACAAGGAAUAACUCCAGCCUGUCUGUGGAGGUAUCAUACACAGGUAAAUUAUUACCGUUUAUGUGCUGUGUUUAUAAGUCAGAAGUAUAAUCUUAACUAUCACCUUCACUUGUUCCUGAGUGACUCCUGUCAAUGAUUGAGAUGGGGUUAGUACAGAUGCUACAAAGCGGAACUGGACACUCUGCCAGUCUGAGGAUGGAGGUGACAUUGUUUUUUCCCCUGCUGCUGCUGAUCUGCUCUCACUCCACAGCUCAGCCUCAACCAGAGUCUGACAAUGACUUAACUCCUGUUGGAGAUAACCAGACGAGGCAACCUGCAAACGUUUCUCUGGCCACAUCCACUUGCCCACAGGACAUCCAUGCCGUGCUGAGAGAAAUGAGCGGCUUGUUGGGUGAGCAGAGGGUGGAGCUGAGGCACCUACAGCAAGAGAAUGACGCACAAGCAGCAAAGCUGAGGGAGCUGGAGAAAUUGCAGAGGGAGCUGGGGAAAUUGAGCCAACAGGUCAAAGAACAGGCAGGAGAACUGACGGCCAUUAAAGCAGGGACAAACGUGACCGAACACCAGGUGGAGGCUCUGAGGAGAGACACGGAAGUCAAACGGGUGGCCUUCACUGCCGCUCUGGCUUCAGACAGAACAACCAUCGGACCAUUUAAUACAGACACUAAUCUGGUCUUCAGACAAGUCAUUACAAAUAUUGGAAAUGCCUACAACCCGAACACAGGUUCUUUCACUGCACCGGUGAAAGGAGUCUACCAUUUUGAGCUCCAUAUAGCUGCACAUGGACAUCCUUCAUAUCCUUCAUCUGCUUGGUUGGUCAGAAAUGGACACGUUAUUUGUAUUGCAUAUGAGCAUCAGCCAUCCUAUUUUGGGAGUUCUGCUAAUGGCGUCACGCUGCUGUUAGAGGUCGGAGAUGUUUUGUUUUUGCGUCUGCAGACUAACGCAAGGGUAUUUGACAAUGAACAUAACCAUAGCACAUUCAGUGGUCAUCUGCUUUUCACCAUGUGAGGGGAAAAGUCCUGUUUCUUCAGCUGUAUGUUACUGUAUUAUUACAAAAUAUAAUAAGAAACAAUUAUAACUAAAUCUUAUAUUUCAAGAUAACCAAUUUGAUAAAAGUAUAGAUAUAGUGCAGUGAUAUUUGGGGACAUUUAUAUUUGGGGACAGUUUUAAAAACAAAAUGUUAUCAUUUAUUGGUAGAAAAUCAAAUAAACCCUUCAAAGCUGUUUGGAUGUAGAAAGGCCAUGUUGUCUGUUAGAUGUUGUUGUUGUUGUUGUAUUAACCUCAUGGUAACUCUUGUUUUAAAAAGGUAAUUGUGGCUUGUUUUGAUGUAUUUGUGGUUUAAAUGUGUGUUAGAGGGAUGUGAAUGUAAACAGUGAAAAAUCUGUUUUCCAGAGAAUACGGUCCGAUAGAAGGUCCAAGAACAAACUGUACUUGAUUUACUAUAAUGUUAAAUAUGGAAACCCUCACAUUUGAUGAACUAGACUUUGCCUGAUAAACAAUGUCAAUGAUUAAUAUACA